AGUGGGAAGUGGCCGAAGGAGGAAGUAGUAGGGGAAAGUGAGUGAGAACAGAGGCCGGAGAUGAAGGAGUGGAGCUCCUCGUGUGUUUUUGCUGACGGCACCUGACGUGGGGGACCGGCAUAGACAGAAAAUGUACCUGUUGCUAUUCUUUCCUCUCUUCUUCUGGUUCUCAGGCUUCUCUGCUGCCCAGAAAGAUAUCACUGGUCCCAAUGCAGUGAGUGGCCAGGAACGGGGCUCACUGACGGUGCAGUGUCGUUAUACCUCAAAGUGGAAGACUUCUCGGAAGUGGUGGUGUCGAGGAGCUGCCUGGAGUAGCUGCAAGAUCCAGAUUCAAACCGAUGGAUCAGAGAAGGAGCAGAAGAAGGAGCGUUUGUCCAUCAGGGAUUACCAGAAAGAGCUCAUGUUCAGGGUAACCUUGGAGGAUCUCAGGAGAGAUGAUGCUGAUAAUUACUGGUGUGGGAUUGAAAGAUUUGGAACUGACCCUGGGCUCAAAGUUAAAGUGACCGUUGUUCCAGCACCAACCACAGUGCCAACCACAGUCUCCACCACCACUACCACCACCACCAGCACCACCUCUGUCUCCACCAUGAACACGUUUACAGCACCAGUCACCGCGGAAGAGAACAUAAGCCUCCUGUCUCCGACCAUCUACCACUUCAGUGGCAGGUACGGCAUCACAAACCUCAGCAUCCUCCUCCCGCUCAUCUUUGCGGUGCUGCUGCUUCUCUUGGUGGUUGCCUCACUCCUGGCUUGGAGGAUGAGGAAGCAACAGAAGAAAGCUGCUGCACUGUCCUCCGAGCAGCCCGUGGAAGGUGACAUCUGCUAUGCAAACCUGUCUCUGCACCAGUCUGGAACCUUUCCCGGCUCCUCCCAGCAAAAGGCCUCCACCAAGUCCUCCUCUGCCCAGGCUGACCAGGGGGAAGUGGAAUAUGUCACCAUGGCUCCCUCUUGGAGACAGGAAAUUUCCUAUGCGUCUCUGUGUUUGGACAUCUUGAAUCAGGAGCCAACCUACAGCAACACUGGCCAUGCUCCUAGAAGGGGCUGCGAGGAUUCCACAGAAUACACCAGCAUCAGAAGGCCGUAGCCCCUGUUCGGCCUUUCUCUGGGACUUGCCCAAGGCCGUGGAGCAUGCUGCUGCUUGUCUGCUUUCUGCCCCUGUCCCCACCAGGACCAACUGGUGAUUGAAGUUCUGCCUGAUCAGCCAGGGUGGCCCCAACUCUGGCCUGUGUUUGGGGACCAGUCUCAGGGGACCUCAAGGAAUUAGGGUUCUUUCCACAUCCCCUCAUUUCCCACCUAGCUUGGGAGGGGCCUGAAGAUAUAGUCUGGGGCUGCAUGUGAAUAAUAAUGACAAUGAUGAGAAUAAUAGUAAUUACCCUUUAUUUAUUGCUUACCGUGUACAGCGGAGUGGAGAAUAGCCCGAAAGACAUCUACAUCCUGAUCUCCAGAAUCAGCGAAUGUACCACACAUGGCAAAAGACAAGGAGCACAUGUGAUUAAGUUAAGGAUUUUGAGAUGUGGAGAUUAUUCUGGAUUAUCCAGUGGGGACUGAAAUAUAAUCAUAGGGCUCCUUCUAAGAAGGAGGCAAGAAUAUCAAAAGGGGAGAUGACAAUGUGAUGCCAGAAGUGGAGGUUGGAGUGAUGUGGCCAGGAGCAAAGGAAUGCUGUAGCCUGCAGAGGUUGAGGGAGGCAAGGGACAGAUUAUUUCCCUGAGCCUCCAAGAAGAACCACCCCUGCCAACACCUUGGCUUGAGCUCAGUGGAGCUGACUUUGUCAUUCUGGCCGCCAGAAGUAUAGGAGAAUAAAUCUGUAUUGUUUUUAAUUAGAUCACUAAA
Messenger RNA from Chinchilla lanigera (long-tailed chinchilla), 1830 nucleotides. It is a transcript of the gene Cd300lf, whose product is annotated as CD300 molecule-like family member f. The transcript is spliced from 7 exons. The record is from RefSeq and is a predicted model, not a curated record. The coding region runs from base 131 to 1084 and encodes 317 amino acids. Gene Ontology annotation, molecular function: transmembrane signaling receptor activity. Lineage: Eukaryota; Metazoa; Chordata; Mammalia; Rodentia; Chinchillidae. Gene Ontology annotation, cellular component: plasma membrane.